Molecule: messenger RNA, 13092 nt
Organism: Balaenoptera ricei (Rice's whale)
Lineage: Eukaryota; Metazoa; Chordata; Mammalia; Artiodactyla; Balaenopteridae
Gene: SPATA31H1
Product: SPATA31 subfamily H member 1
Exons: 8
Coding region: 1-13092 (4363 amino acids)
Source: RefSeq, a predicted model, not a curated record
AUGGCUCUGGUUUGGAAGCUAACCAUCCCACUGCCACCAUAUGUCAGCCUUCUACUAUUAUUUGGUUUCCUUGUCUGGGGGCUUUGGGUGACGUUUUCUGGGAAGCAGAGUAGGGAGCAGGUGGCAGCCAAGACGCACUCAGAGACUUCAAAGCAGCAUAAACUGAAAAAGAUCCAGAAAUUCACAGGUCAGAAAGAUCCUAUUCAGUUCAAGGCUAACGAAGAUCCACAGUGGGAAGACAAUCUCAGGAUGGGUUGCACUGAAGCUAACCUGACAUGCUUUUCAGGACUCCCUAUGGGGUGGUCCCAGGAAUAUGUAUGCUGGUUAAUGGACAGGAGUCUUCAACAGAUCGUCCAACACCUGGAAAGUGCAAGAUCAAGUCUUAUGGAAUUGGGUUUGCCUGAACCACAGGAUAUGAUUUCUUCUUCCACCUCCUCUGUCUUUGUGGCUCAGGAGCCUGUUCUACCCUGUUGUGACUGUAAGAAGGCAAAACAUUCUUCUGACAGUAGCAUCUCCUCUGGAUCAUCCUACGACUCCAGCCUGUCUCACCUUCCUGUCUUUUCUGAAGGAACAACUUGUCAACUCUGGAGCCACAGUUUACCUAUUUUACCUCAAAAUCAACCUCCUCCUGUGUUCAGGAACCAAAGCACAUCCCUGCCUUCUUUUAGGCUCUCAGAGCUUGGGAAAUCAAAACUUUUUCAGAAUUCGGCAGCUCUUUCAUCCUUAAGACCUCAAAGCACUUUUAUCAACUCUCUUUUUGAAUCCCCAAAUCUCCACAGACAAGAAGAGAAAACAAAGGAUGAGAGAAGGAGCAAGAGUCAUUUGACGUCAGAUCAUAGACCAAAUGCAAUUUUCAAAGAGAGACCACUACUGCCAGGGUCAGCUCCAUUCCAGCUCUCUCCUUUGGCUAGGCGGGAGUUAGAGGGACAUAUGGCUUGGAAGGUUUGUACUUUGCAGGAACAAACAGUGCCUCUGCCUGUGAGGGAAUCAUGGGCAAUGCUGAAUUAUUUAACUGAGAUACAAGGAGGAGUCCCUGAACCAGAGAAACCUCAAAUCCACUUAUCUAUGCCCAUUCAUCAAAGCACUGAGCAUAAUAUCAACAAUGAAUCCCCAGACCUUCCAUCAUUUCAGCUUCACAUGAACGUUGGAGUGGAAUCUGGAUUAAACAGAACAGAAACAAAAAUUUCACAGACUCUUAUCCCAGGUAAGCAGUCACAACCUGGGGAUGGCCCUCAAAUCCUUGGAUCCAGGCCCUUAAUGACAUCAAUGGGCACUCCACCUCCCAAAAGUUUAGGAGUUGACAUAGCUCAAGAGGAAACGACUUUACUGCCAAAGGACCCAAAACGUGUGUUAGAGCUUAGUGUAGAGCAGAGGGUCAUAGAUCUUCCAGAAAAAAGGAUACAGCAGCAUAAGACCCAAGUGACUAACGUGGAGCUGACCCCACAGCUACCAUAUCAAGUCAGAGAUAGCAUAAAGGUUACUCCACUGGCAUUACUUCAAGUCAUGGAUUCAAUGGGGAUGAUUCCAGAAUCACAGUCAGAAGUGAUAGAAACUGUGGGUUUGUUCCCACGGCCACCAAAUGAAGUCGUGAAACCAAUGGAAGCCACGGAAACAGUGAGUGUAAGCCAAAACCCAGCAUAUCAAGUCAUUAAAUCAGUGGAGGUAACCCCAGGAUCUCAGCAGCAAGUUAUGGAAUCAAGGAAGAUGACCUCAAGACAGCAGAAUCAAGUCACAGGCAAUGUGAAGGUAACUCCUAUAGCAUUGCUUCAAGUCAUGGAUUCUAUGGGGAUGAUUAAAAAAUCACAUCCACCUAUCAUACAGUCAAUGGGAAUGACCCCAAGGAUGCAAUAUCAAGUCAUGGAGUCAAUGAAAAGGACCACAUUGUUGGACCAGCAAGUCAUACAACCAGGAAAGAUGAGUCCAAGGCUACGACAUGCAGUCAUGGAAACUGUGGAAAUGACCCCAGGGCCACAGCAUAAAGUUAUGGAAUCAGUGGACGUAACAUCAAGGCCACAAAGUCAAGUCAUAGAACCACUGAAGAUUACUCCAGGGCCAAUAUGUCAAAAUGUAAAAUCACCUGAAAUGAUCGCCAGGCCAUUGCAUCAAGUGAAUGAUUACCUGGAAGUAACUCCAGUGACACUAUUACAAGCUAUGGAUUUCAUGGGGAUAAUUCCACCAACACAGUCACAUGUUAUAGAAUCUGGGGAUUUGGCCCCCAGUUCACAGUUGCAAGGUAUGGAAUAUGUUCAUUUGGCCCUACCAUCAGAGUUUCCAGGUAUAAAAACCGUGGAGUUGACUCUAAGACCAGUACAAGAAGAUAUGAAAUCUGUGGAGUUUGCCCCAAAGCCAUGGUUACAAGAUAUAAGAUCUGAGGAGACAGCUCCAGUACCAUUGCUUGAAGAUGUGAAAACUCCUCAAAUGGUAGAAAGUAGGAGGUUGAUUCCUGAGACACAGGUAGAAGACAUGAAAUAUGAGGAACUGAUCCCAGGAGCACACAUUCAAGCAGUAAAAUCUGUAGAGUUGAACCUCAAACCGAACCAUCAAGUCACAGAACCUGAAGGAUUGACCCCAUGGCAUCAAGCUUCAGAAUCUUUAAGGAUGAUCUCAGAGCCAGCAUAUCCAGAAACAGAAGCAAAGUUUACCUCUGACACUUGUCACCAUGCAAAAGAAUCUAGGGGGUUGAUACAAUCAUCUUUAGGAAAUACCCCAGGGCCACUGAGCCAAGCUUCAGAAUUUAUGCAGAUGAACUCAAUGUCAUUCCAAGGUACUCUUGAGCCAAUGUUCCAAAGUGUAAAAGCCAUGGGGGAUACUCCAGUGUCACAGCACACAAUACAAGAAUCUUUAGAGUUGGUACCAGGAUCAGAGAUGCAAAGUAUGAAAUCAAAGAUGUUGACCCCAGAGUCCCAAGGUAUGAAGUUUGUUCAUCUGAAUCUAGGACCAUAUUCAGAACCACAUCUUCAAGUUACAGAGUCAUCAGAGAUACCCCUAAGGUCAGAAUAUGAAAACACAGAAACUGUGGGGUUGGCAACAUUUCCAGUUGAAAACAUCCAGGAGGUAAUACCAGUAGCAACAUAUUCAGAAAAAGGAUCUCUGGAGUUGACUUUAGGACCAGGGAUGCAAUAUGAGAAAUCAGAGCCACUACUGCAAAAUUUGAAAUAUGUGAAGUUAACCUCUGAGUCAUCCCCAUUAGUGGUAGGAUCUAAACAGUUUAUUACAGGACGAAAACCACAUGUUAUGGAGUUGACCCCAGAGCCACAGCUCCAGGGAGUAAAGUCUAGGCAGUUGGAGCCAGAGCCAAAAUUACAAGAUGUGAAAUAUGUUAAUUUAAUUCAACAGUCAACUACUACCAGAGUGGUAGAAUCAGAGAAGCCAAUACAAGAGCCAGUGCUACAAAGCAUGAUAUCAGAGGAAUUGAGUAAGGAGGCACAGUUCCAAGGGCCACAGCUGCAUAGUGCAAGAUUUUCAGAGUUAUCUCCAGAGCUGCCACUUCAAGGAGAAAGACCUAUAGAUUUAAUCUCAGGGUCUCCACAUCAUGGUGUGAAAUCUGAUGAAUUGACCCCAGCUUCCCCAGUGCAAGAAAUAAAAUUGUCAGAUUUUAUCCCAGGACCAAAACAUCAAAGUGUUGUAUCUGUACAGUUGACUGCAGAAUCACAACCUCAAAGUAUGAAAUUUAUGGAACUAAAUUCAGGACCAUGCUUGCAAAAUAUCAGAUUUUCUGAUUUGACCCCAGAACCAAAGCAUCAAGGUUUCAAACAUGUGCAGUUUAUACCAGGAACACAGCUUCAAGACAUAAAGUCCGUAGGAUUUGUAACAGAGUCAUCUUUGCAGUUAAGUCAAGGGCUCCCAGUUGAAAAUAUGAAAUCUGUUCUGUCUGUUGAAGGAUCACAGUUUCACAGCUUGAAAUCUGUCAAACUGACCUCAAAACUACAAUUUCAAGAUGUGAAAUCUGAGGAACUGAACCUAGGGCCAGGGCAGCAAGAUGUAAAAUUUUCUGAAUUGACUUCAGGGCCAAAGCUUCAAGGUGUCAAAUCUGGGGAGCAAACCCCAGGACUACUGUUUCAUAGUGUGACUUCUGUGGAGACGACUCUAGAGUUAGGGCUUCAAGAUUCUAAAUCAGCAAAGAUGUCUCCAGGGCUUCAAGGUGUGAAACAGGUGGUGCCAUGGCUACAAGAUGUCAAAUUUUGUGAUCUGACAUCAGGAACUCAACCUCAAGGUGUGAAAUCUUCAGAGUUAAACUCAGCGCAACAACAACAAUAUGUGAAAUUUUUUGAGUUCACUCCAGAGCCAAAGAUGCAAGGAGUAAAAUCUAUGAAGUUGACCCCAGGACCUGAGCAGCAAGGGGUUAAGCCUGAGAUGUUAGUACCAGAGCCACUGUUUCAAGGUGUAAAAUGUGUGGCAGUAGACCACAUAUCAAGCUUUGAAGGUGACAUUUCAUAUAAAUUAGUCUCAGAGCCACAGAUACCAGAUGCAAAAUCUAUGGAGUUGACUCCUGGACCGCAGUUGCCAAGUGUAAACUACUCUGAGUUGACCAGAAGACCACGGUUACAAGUUGUGAAAUCUUCUGAAUUGAUCCAAGGAUCACAGUUGCAAGAUGUAAAACCUGUAGAGUGGAUCCCAAUCUCAAAGCUUCAAGGUUUACAAUCUGAGGCGCUAAUGCCAGAGCCACAGCUGGAAGAUACGAAAUCUGUGGAGUUAACACCAGGGCCACAUUUGGGAAGUAUGAAAUCUAUGCAGUUAACAUCAAAGCCACAACUGGGAAAUGUCAAAUCUACAGUGUUAACCCUUGGGCCACAGGUGGGAGAUGUGAAACCGGUAGAGGUGACCCCAGGCUCAAAACUUCAUGAUUUGAAAUCUGAGUUGUUGAUCUCAGAGUCAGAGUUGAAAGAUGUGAACUCUGUGGCCUUAACUCCAGGACAAUGUCCAAGAGGUAUGAAAUCUACGUUGCUAACCCCAAGUCCACAGCUGGAAGUUAAGAAGUCUGUGGAGAUAACCUCAGGGCCACAGAUAGAAGACGUCAAAUCUGUGAAACUCACCUCAGAUUCCAAGCUUCAAGGUGUGGAAUCUGAUGAGUUGGCUCUGGGUUCAAGAAAUCAAGGAUUAAAAACUGUGACGUUGGUCCCAAGGAUACAACUGCAAGAUGUGAAAGCUGUGGAAUUGAAACUUGGACAAAGGAUGCAAGAUGAGAAUUCUGUGUUUUUUGCACCAAGGUCAUUGCUCCAAGGGCCUCAACUACAAGGUAUGAAACCUCAGGAAUUGACUACCGAGCCACAAAUGCAAGAUGUGAAAAUUUUGGAGAUAACCCCACGUUCAAAUCCUCAAAGUUUAAAACCUGUAGAGAAGACUCCAGAUCCAGAGCUGCAAUUUGUAAAAUCUGUGAAGUUGACCCCAAGGCUAAAGAAGCAGGCAGUAAAAUCUGCGUUUGCAACCAGAAGACAAAAGUUUCAAGGAGUAAAAUCUGUGGCUUUAGCCCCGAGGCAACAGCUUCAAGAGAUGGAACUUGUGAAUUUAACUCCUGGGCCAAAACAGGUUGGUGAGAUAUCUGUAAUCUCACCAGAGCAGCAAUGUGUGAAUUCAGAGCCACUGAAGAGAGGGUCUAAGUCAGAAGAUGGGAUGUCUUGGGAGUUAACUCCAGAGCUAAAAUUUAAAGAGAGAAAAUUAGUAGAUCCCAACUUUCAGUUAGAGUUGAAAGGUAGGAAAUCAUUUGAAUUGACUCCAGAAUCAAAUAUUCAAGGUGUAAAAUCUAAAGAGUUCAAACUUGAACCACAGUUGCAAAGUAUAAAGUCUCCCAAGUUGACCCCAGGACCACAGCUGCAACAAGUGAAAUCCUCAAAGUCAACUUCAGAGCCACAACUUCAAGGUGUGAAAACUGUUGAGUUAAAACAGGAGCCAAGGCCUGAAAGUAUGAGAUGUAUUCAGUGGAUACCAGGACCUGAGUUCCAAGGUGUGAAAUCUGUAGGGUUAAAUCUUGAGUCACAAUCUCAAGGUGUCAAAUCUGUAGAGUUGACAUCUUCAAUACAGUUAAGAGAUGUGAAGUCAUCUGAAUUGCCUCUGGGGCCAAAAAUUCAAGGUGCAACAUAUAUGAAGUUCAACCUUGGGCCACAGUCGCAGAGUGUGAAAACUCCUGAGUUAUCCCCAGGACCACAGCGGCAAGAAGGAAAAUUUUUGGCAUCAACCUCAGAGCCACAGCUUCAAGGUAUGAAAACUGUGGAGUUAAACCAAAAGCCACAGCUUGAAAGUAUGAGAACUGUUCAGUGGAUGCCUGCACCAGUGUUUCAAGGUGUGAAAUCUCUGCUAAAUCUUGGGUUGCAAUCUCAAUGUGUCAAACCAGCAGAGUUGAAACCUUUGAUACAGUUAAGAGAUAUAAAGUCAUCUGUAUUGACUCCAAGGCCAAAGCUCCAAGGUAUACAAUCUUUGGCAUCACUCCAAGAACCUCAGCCUCAAGGUCUCAAUUUGAAACCUUGUCUACAGUUUAGAAGUAAGAAAUCAUGUGACCUGACUUCCAAGUCAAAGCUCUGUGAUAUAAAACCCAUGAUGUUCAAAUCUAGGCUUCACUUGCAUGAUGGAAAAUCUCCUAAGUUGAUCCCAGGACCAUGGUUUCAAGAAGUGAAACCAUUACCGUCAUCCCCAGGAACACAGCUUCAAGGUGUGAAGUCUGUAUUGCUUACAAAAGAGCCACAGUUUCCUGAGGUGAAAUCUGGGGUAUUAAGCCAAGAGUCACAAUUACAAAGUGAUAAAACUAUAGAGUUGAACUCCCCACUACACUUGAAAAGUAUGAAGUCAUCUGAGUUGACUCUUCAGACAGAGCUUCAAGGUGUGAAAUCUGAGGAUUUCAACAGUGGGCCACAGUGGCAAGGUCUAAAAUCUUCUAAGUCACCACUUGAGACAAAGUCCCAAGAUAAGAAAUUUACUGAGUUAAUCUCUGACUCACAGUUGCAAGGUACAACAUUUUCUAAAUUGACUGUGGGGACAAAGAUUCAAGGUGUCAAGUCUACAGAUUUCAACCCUGGGUCAUUGUUACAAGGUGUGAAAUCUUCUGAGUUGAUACUGGGGACAAAGCUUAAAAAAGUGAAAUCAGUGGAAUUCAAGUCGGGUCCACAGUUGGAAGAUAUGAAAUCUUCCAAAUUAAUCACAGAUAUAAAGCUUCAAGAUGUAAAAUCUACGAAUUUCAGGUCUGGACCAAACUUGCAGGGUAUGAAAUCAUCUGAAGUUAUCCCAAGGGAAAAGCUUCAAGGUGUGAAGUCUGUAGAACUGAAACCUAGUCCAAAGUUACAAGGUGAGAAAUCUUCUGAUUUGACUCUGGGGAGGAAGUUUCCAGGUGUGAAAUCUGUAGAGUUGGACUCAGGCCCACACUUACAAGAUAUGAAGUGUUCUGAGCUGAUCAUGGGUAUAAAGCUUCCAGAUGUAAAAUCUAAGCGGUUAAGUUCUAGACCACACUUUCAAGUUAUGAAAUCUUCUGAAGUGAUCCCAGGGACAAAGCUUCAGAAAGCGAAAUCGGUGUUCAACUCUGGACCAGAGACACAAAGUAAAAAAUUUUCUGAGUUGAUUCAAGAGACAAAGCUUCAAGAUGUGAAAUCCUUAGAGUUUAACUGUGGACUGAAGUUACAAGGUGGGAAAUCUGAUUUAACCCAGAGGAGGAAGCUUCAAGGUGUGAAAUCAGUGGAGUUCAACCCUGGACCACAGAGACAGGGUGAGAAAUCUGAUUUGAUGCGAGAGUGGAGGCUUCAAGAUUUGAAAUCUGUUGUUCCAUGGUUGCAAGGUGUGACAUCUUCAGAGUUAACACCAGAGACAAAGCUUCAAAGUGGAGAAUCUGUGGAGUUCACCACCAGGCCAGUGUGGCAAGAUAUGAAACCUUUUGAAUUGACUCUUGGUACAAAGGUACAAGAUGUGAAAUCUUUGGGGUUUAACUCAGCUCCACAGUUACAAGACAGGAAAUUGUCUAUGUUGACACCAGAGGCACACCUUCAAGGUGUGAAAUCUAUGGAAUUCAACCCUGAGGCAAAAUUGCAAGGUGCAAAAUCUUCUGAACAUAUAAAGCUUCAAUUAAUGAACUCUACAGAGGUCAACCCUGGUCUAGAAUUUCAGGUUGCAAAACCCUCUGAGUUGGCCUUGGAAUCAAAGAUUCAUAGUGGAAUAUUGUCUGAGAUCAGUGGUAGAAAGCAGUGGCAAGAUGAGAAAUCUGACAAGUUGAAUCCAUGGCCAGAACUUCAAAGUGUAAAAGUCAUGGUGUUCAAUCCUGGGACACAUUCGCAACAUAUAAAAUCUUCAGAAUUAUGCAAAGGGACAAAGCUUCAAGAUGUGAAAUCUUUGGAAUUCAAUCCUGACCAACAGUUGCAAGAUGUGAAAUCUUCUGAUUUUUGUCUGGGAACAAGGCUUCAAGGUAUUCAAUAUUUUGAGUUCAAUCCUGGACCACAGUUGCAAGAGGUAAAAUCUGAGUUGAGCACAGAAAUGAAGCUUCCAGAUGAGCAAUUUCUGGAAUUCAAGCAUAAGCCUAAAUUACAAGGUGGGAAAUGCUCUGAACAGAAUCCAGGGCCACAGCGUCAGUGUAUAAAUUAUAUGCCAUUCAACACUGGGUCACAGGUGCAAGAUAUAAAGUCUUCUGGGUUGAAUCCUAGUCCAGAGCUUCAAGGUAGAAAAUCUAAAGUGCUCUGCAUUGGGCCUUAUUUGCAAGGUGUGAAUUCUUCUGCAUUCAUUUCAGAACCAAAACUUCAGUGUGUAAAUUCUACUGGAUGCAACCCUGGGCCACAUUUGCAAGGCACAAACUCUUCUGAAUUAAAUUCCGUUUCAAAACUUCAAGGCAUGAAUUCUUCUAAGUUAAAUUCAGGGACAGAGAUUCAAAGUGAGACAUCUAUGGUGUUCAACCCUGGACCACACUGCCAAGGUCUGAAAUCUGAAUUGGGUCCAGGGUCAAAGUUUCUAAGUGUAGCACCCACAGAAUGCAAUCCUGGGCCACAGAUACAGUGUGCAAAGUCUUUUGAAUUGAAUCCAGAGCCAAAAUUACAAUGUUUAGAUUCUAUGGGGUGCCAACAUGGACCACCCUUGCAAGGAGCAAAAUCUUUUGAGUUGACUUCGGGGAAAACAUGUCAAGAUAUGGGAUCUGAGGCGAAUCCAGGCACAGAGAAUCAAUGUGAGACAUCUAUGGUGUUCAAUCCUGGACCACAUUGCCAAGGUCAGAAAUCUGAAUUGAGUCCAGAGUCAAAGUUUCUAAGUGUAGCACCUACAGAAUGCUACCCUGGGCCACAGAUGCAGUGUGCAAAUUUUUCUGAGUUGAAUCCAGAGCCAAAAUUACAAUGUUUAAAUUCUAUGGGUUGCAAAUGUGGGCCACACUUGCAAAGUGUAAAAUCUCUUGAGUUAACUUCAGGGACAAAAUGUAAAGGUAUGAGAUCUUCUGAUUUGAAUCUGGGGCCAGAACUUCAAGGUAUAAAAUCUAUUAUGUUCAGUCCUGUGCAGCAUUUACACGAUGUAAAAUGUGAAUUGACUCCAGGGACAAAGUCUCAAGGUAUAAUCUCAACAAAGUUCAACUCUGGCGCACAGUUGCAAGGUGUGAGUUCUACUGGGUUGAAUUCAGGGUCAGAACUUCAAUACAUAAAUUCUAUAAAGUCUAAUCCAGGGCCACAGAUGCAAGGCAUGAAACCCUCUGAAAUGAACCCCGGGCCAGAGUCUCAUGGUACAAAAUCUAUGUUGUUCAACCCCGAACCACAUUUGCAAGAUGUGAAAUCUUCUGAGUUAACUCCAGACACAAAGUUUCCAGAAGUCCAAUUUUUGGUGAACCACCUUGGGGAAGAGCAACACGUUGUGCAGUCUGUGUUCACUUUGGGCCCUCAGUUAAACAUAGGUAUGAAACCUAUGUUAUUUUUACCAGAGCAACUUCUUGAAGAUAUGAAGUCUGUGAAGAUGAACAAAGAGCCAUUGCUUUGUGGUACAAAUUCUACGAAAUUGAUUUCAGACUUUGAGCUGCAGAACUUGAAAUGGAACGUGUUUGCACUAGAGCCACGUUUUCAAAAAGUGAAAUCUGUGGAGUUAAAUCCAGAGCCACAUCCUCAAGGUAUGAAUUCUGAGGAGUUGCCUUCACACCUCAGGCCGCAGAGUGUAAGAUCUGUGGUGUUUGCACCAGCGCCAUGUUUUCAAGAUGGGAAAUCUCUGGAGUUGAAACUGGAGCCACAACCUCAAGAUGUGAAUUCUAAGAAAUUGAUUUCUUGCCUCAGGCAGAAAUCUGUAGUGUCUGUAUCAGCACCAUGUUCUCAAGAUGUGAAAUCUAUGAAGUCAAACCUAUUGCUACAGCCUCAAAGUGUGAAUUCUUUAGGGUCAUCAUCAUGCCUCAGGUCACAAUGUGUUAAAUCUGAGGUCUUUGCACCACAGCCAUGUCUUCAAAAUGUGAAAUCUGUAGAGUUGACACCAGGGUCCCAACAACAAGGUAUGAAUUGCCAAGAGUUGACUUCAGGAUUGCAAGGUAUGAAAUCAGUAGUGUCAGCACCAGAGUCAACUAAGAAGUUCAUACCAGGACCAAUGUUGACUAGUGUCAAAUUUUCAAAUUUGUCUCCAGAAUCACAGCAACAAGGUGUGAAAUAUUUGGCGUCUACUCCAGAACCAAAGUUGCAAAGCAUAAAACAUGUAAAAUCUAGGAUCUUCCAGGCAGGAUCAGGGGCUCGAAGAGGCCUUACCUGGCCUGUCCUGGGCAGGCGACGGAAUGUCUGGGAGAGUCGCUCCUGGAGGCAGCGACUACCUAGAAAAUACCUCUCCAGUAUGCUAACGCUGGGGAAUGUCUUGGGGACUAGCAUGGAAAGGAAGCUUUAUUCUCAAACAUCUUUAACAGAAAGAGCCACUGCAGAUACCUGUCAAUCUAUUCAGAAUUUAUUUGGGGUUCCAGUUGAAUUGAUGGAAUUUUCCCAGAGUCUGCUUGAGAAGGGUCAAGGUACUAUUUCUCAGCCUUCAGUGGUCAAAAACUACAUUCAGAGACAUACUUCAUGCCAUGGUCAUGAGAAAAGAAUGGCCUUAAGGAUGUGGACACGUGGCUCCAUGUCCUCCAUAAUACAGCACUACUCUGGCACUAGAGUGAGAAUAAAGAAAACAAACUCAAAGCCCUGUGAUAUAUCCCAGGAAGUCAUUCAGCACAUGCCUGUUUCAUGUACAGGGAGUCAGCUUCCUGCCCCAGCAAAGUCAGAGUCUUCCUUCAACGUAUUUUUUGCUAGGAGAGAUUCUGUUCCAGUGGAAGAGAGUGAGAACUCACAGAGUGAUUCACAGACAAGGAUUUUUGAGUCCCAACACUCCCUCAAGCCAAGUUAUCUUCCCCAGGCCAAGUCUGACUUCUCAGAACAGUUCCAGCUUCUACAAGAUCUGCAGCUAAAAAUAGCAGCAAAACUGUUAAGGAGUCAAAUACCCCCCAACGUACCUCCACCUUUAGCUUCAGGUCUGGUUCUAAAAUACCCUAUCUGCCUACAGUGUGGCCGAUGUUCAGGAUUUAAUUGCUGCCAUAAAUUACAGGCCACGUUUGGAACUUACCUUCUUAUCUAUCCACAGCUUCACCUUGUAAGCACUCCUGAAGGCCAUGGAGAGAUCAGGUUGCGUCUUGGCUUUAGGUUGCAAACUGGGAAAAGACCCCAAGUCCCAAAGUAUCAUAGACGAGAUAGACCCAUCACACCAAGGAGCCUUAGAUCAACAUCACUAAGGAAAGCUAAAGGCUAUACUCAAGCUUCCAAGAGUCCUACUUCUACAAUAGAUUUCCAGUCUGGGUCUUCCCAGUGUCCUGCUCCUAUACAAGUCCACAUCAGGCGAAGGCAAGGUGGCAGCCCUGGCCUAGUAGAAAAGACAGAAAUUAGAGAGCCUGGACACUAUGAAUUCACUGAAGUUCACUCUCUAUCAGAGAGUGACUCUGAAAGCAAUCAGGAUGAAAAGUGGGCUCCUAAUUCCUCUAAGGAAUUACCAAGCCAGUUAAGAAGGAAGAUGAGUGGAGCGUCUCAGACAACUACCGCCUCUUUAAAAAGACAACCUAAGAAAUCCUCCCAACCAAAAUUCAUACAACUCCUUUUUCAGGGCCUAAAGCAGGCAUUCCAAACAGCACACAGAAUUAUGGCUUUGGUUGGGCAGAAGCCUGAGGACAGGACAAGGCGAGACUAUUUCUGGUCAAGCAAAAACUACCUUCCAAAACAAAAAGCCAGAGACUAUUGCUUAUCAAGAGAUAUCAAAAGACACAGGAUGCCAACUCUCAAGCUAAGGUCAACAGACCCAACCAUUAAGGAGGAGAGCACAUUGUGGGGAGAAACAGACCAAUUCAGAUCAGCUCAACAACCAACAGGAAAUAGCUCUUUCCAACCCAGACCUAUACAACUGCCCAAGCCCAUAGUUUCCCAAAGAAGUACCACUCUCAAAAACACCUCAAGCAGCCAGCCUUUGGGUCCUGUUCAAAAUGAGAGUAAUAGCAGAGCUAAGAAAAACUUUAACAGAAAUGAAAUCUCUAGCCAGGAGUCCAAGAACUCCAAACCAGGAACCAGAGUUUACGCUGGAGGGAGACCCUUACAUGGUUCCCCUAUGAAGAGAACCUCACACAGUCACCUUAAAGAAAAGUCCACACACAAGGAACGAAACCACCACAGCUUCUGUAGGGAAAGAAUCCCAUGGAAUUCUUCUGGAAGGAGCCAAUAUAGUCCCUCUGAGAGGGGCCACCGAAGUGCCUCUGAGAGGAGCCAUUGCAGUCCCUCUGAGAGGAGCCACUGCAGGGCCUCUGAGAGGAGAUGUCACAGUCCCCCUGAGAAGAGCCACCGCAGGGCCUCUGAGAGGAGAUGUCGCAGUCCCUCUGAGAGGAGCCAUCGCAGUCCCUCUGAGAGGAGCCACUGCAGGGCCUCUGAGAGGAGCCAUCGCAGUCCCUCUGAGAAGAGCCACCGCAGGGCCUCUGAGAGGAGAUGUCGCAGUCCCUCUGAGAGGAGAGGACACAGUGCUUCUGAGAGGAGCCACCAAAGUCCCCUCAAGGAGAGACUCAAGCACAGCUCACCUAGGGAGAGGCCCAGAUAUAGUUUGGGUAAAGAUUUCAGGAGUAACUCAAACAUGUCUCCUAGAGACCACACCAAAAAACCCCAAAGGAGGGCAAGUUUGGAGGCCUGA